UUCUUUUUCUUUGAUUAUUUAAUGGAAGGUAAUAAAUUUCAUGACCCGGAGACACCGCCUCCCCUUGAUUUAGGAGCCAUUCAUCCUGUAUUCAGUCGACAUUUAUCGGAUCAAGAAACAGCUGUCAAUGACGAAGGAAAAAUAGAAGAUUUAGAUACUGGUGCUGCUCUCCAAGGACCUAGUCAUACUGACCAAGCACUUCAUUUGGUUGAUGCUGUUACCCGAGAAAAUGUACGUAGAAGACCUAGUAAGGCCGGUAUUCUAUCCAACCUGCUGAAACUCGAUAUUUUUGAAGAAAAAAGUCACCCACGACAACAGCAACAACAGCAGCAGGCAAGUAGUUCUCGGCCCACUCGACCUAUUCAUCAAUUACGAUCCAUUGUUUCAAGUCGGGCACUUUUACAGAGCAUGACAGCUUCUUCUUCAUUUCAAUCAUCUACUCGUAAUAGUGUCUAUAAUGAAGAAAACACAGUUCAUAGUAUGGCUGAACUUGGUAUGUUGAAAAAUGACGCACCAGCAGUAGCAGCACAUCGAAUGGCUAUUGCAUCAGAAAUUGCAGAUAUUCUUCAUCGUCAAGAAGUGAUUAUCAAAAUGGGAAAAUGUCUUGUAAGAACAGGUGCUCCAUCUCACAGAAUUGAAGCAGCCAUGGAAAAGGUCAGUAAACGUUUAGAAAUCGAUGGGAGUUAUGCUGUCUUGCCUGGGUUGAUUGUGGUUACAUUUGGAGAUGUUGAAACACAUACCUCGGAAACUCAUUUGAUUCGAUGUUCUCGAUCGUUGGAUAUCAACAAACUCGAAAGAUCAAAUUUGAUUGCACACAAACUCGCAAAAGGACAACUGGAUUUAAAUGAAGCCUCUACUUUGUUAGACAAUAUUAUUCAUGAACCCCCCACGUGGAGCCCUCUUAUGCUUAUUCUUGGUUACAUUGGAUCCUCUGCUUUUGUUGCACCGUUGUUCUUCAAUGGUUCUUGGACGGAUUGCUGGGUUAGUGCUAUUUUUGGUCUUUGUGUUGGUGUUUUGACUUAUAUUUCCGAAAAGAUGCCUAUGUUUGGUAAUGUGUUUGAAAUGGCUAUUACGAUCCCUAUUGCUAUUAUUACACUUGCAUUGCAUCCCUAUGUUUGUUUUGCUGCAAUUGCCUUGUCUGCUAUUGUGAUUGCACUUCCUGGUUACUCUUUAACGUGCUCUGUCAUGGAACUUGCUGCUAAAAACCUUGUUAGUGGUACAGUUCAUUUGGUAUAUGCUUUGAUGUAUGUCUUGUUCCUUGCUUUUGGUAUUGGUUAUGGAUGUUCUGUUUGGCGACUUGCUUAUCCAGAAUUUGAUAUCAACGUAUUGGGUACAUGCGAAGAUGGCAUCGAUCCUUACUGGACAUUUUUGUUAUUACCUCUUGCUAUUAUAGCUAUUGGUAUUGUAUACGGUGCUAGUUAUAGACAAUGGCCUAUGAUGAUUGCUGAUAGUGCUAUUGCUUAUGCUGUUUACUAUUUUGUGUCCAAAUAUGUGGGAUCAACCAAUGUGAUUGCACCGAGUGCUGGUGCAUUUGCUCUUGGUAUAGCAGGCAAUGUGUAUGCUCGAGUCACAAAAAGACAAGCAUUUGCACCCUUGAUGAGUGGCACACUUAUUCUAGUGCCUGGAAGUUUAGGUGUUCGAGGUGCUGUUCAUUUGUUUGAUGGGUCUAACAAUGGCAGUGGAAGUGAAUUUGUGUUUCAAAUUCUUGGUAUUGCCCUGUCUAUCACGCUAGGUUUGUUCUUGGCCAAUCUUGUUGUUUAUCCUACAGGCAAGAAAAGAUCUGUCUUCUUGGGCUUUUAAUUCUUUCUAUUAUACCCCUUUCCCUUCCUUUCUUUAUUUAGACUAUUUAGACUAUUCUCUUUAGAUACCAUUUCUAUUUUAUGCAAUGCAAAGAAACUUCGAUCCUGUUGCACACACACACACACAUAUAUAUAUAUAUAUAUAUUUAACAUGACUUGUAUCAAAAUAAACCAAAA
This is a messenger RNA of Gilbertella persicaria, 1976 nucleotides long. RefSeq lists its product as uncharacterized. The transcript has 4 exons. The record is from RefSeq and is a predicted model, not a curated record. Gene Ontology annotation, molecular function: transmembrane transporter activity. Lineage: Eukaryota; Fungi; Mucoromycota; Mucoromycetes; Mucorales; Choanephoraceae. The coding region runs from base 22 to 1800 and encodes 592 amino acids. Gene Ontology annotation, biological process: transmembrane transport.